GGAGAAAGCCGGCCCCGGCCGUUUUAUACCGCGGCGUUGAGCGGCGGCUGCAGCUCGGCAGCGCCGUCCGCUGCGCGGAGCCAUGCGGGGCCGGGGGCUGCUCUGCGGCAUCGCCCUCUCGCUGCUGCUGCGCCCGCCGCCGCGGCGCGCCGCAGGGGCUGCCGCCGGCCUGGAGCUGCCGCAGCAGCUGGUGAUACCGCACUGGGAAGCCGUGGGGAGCCCCAGCAGCGAGGAGCGUCCGUUCAGAGCUGAAGUCAGGAUAAAGGCAGAAGGACAAGAGCUGAUUUUGGAUCUAGAGAAGAAUGGAAACCUCUUUGCACCAGGCUACACUGAGACUCAUUACAGCCAGACUGGAAGGCCCCAGACUGUCCCUCUGCCCCACACAGACCACUGCUUCUACCAUGGUGUCGUGAGGGGCCGGGAGCACUCCAGCGUCAUGCUCAGCUCCUGCAAAGGGCUGCGAGGACUCAUCGUACUGAGCCACAAUUCCAGCUAUGUCCUAGAGCCAGUCCCCAACAGCCAGAAUCAGCACUUGAUCUACAGGCUGGAAGACCUGAAGUUGCAGAGAGGAGCCUGUGGCUACCAGGGCACCGAGGCUGUGGCCAGAGACUGGCUCAGGGGCUUCCCCGCCGAGGUGGCACCAGUCCAUCGCAGGGUGAAGCGUGAGACUUUGCAGGCUACAAAGUAUGUGGAACUUCUGCUCGUAGCUGAUUACGCAGAGUUUCAGAAGCAUCACUUCAACAUUGAAGCAACACGGCUUAAAUUAGUGGAGGCAGCUAAUUAUGUAGACAAGUUUUACAGAUCCCUGAAUAUCCGGAUUGCCUUGGUGGGGCUGGAGAUCUGGAGUCAUGGGAAUAAAUGCGAUGUAACUGAGAAUCCCUAUUCCACCCUGAGGUCUUUUCUGGCUUGGAGUAGCAAGGAGCGGGUGUACAGAAAGCAUGAUAAUGCCCAACUAAUUACGGGUGUCCCAUUCCAAGGUACCACGGUUGGAUUGGCUCCUGUGAUGGCCAUGUGCUCUGAUUUCCAGUCAGGAGGAGUAAACAUGGAUCACUCCGACAAUGCCAUUGGUGUUGCUGCUACCAUUGCCCAUGAGAUGGGACACAAUUUUGGCAUGAAUCAUGAUUCAACUGGCUGCUGCACUACCAGUGCUGAGGAUGGAGGCUGCAUCAUGGCUUCUGCAACUGGGCACCCAUUCCCCAAGGUGUUCAACCAGUGCAAUAGAAAAGAGCUGGAGAAGUAUCUGCAGUCUGGUGGAGGGAUGUGUCUCUCCAACAUGCCGGAUACCAAAAAAAUGUAUGGUGGGAAGAAAUGUGGAAAUGGCUACUUGGAAGAGGGGGAGGAAUGUGACUGUGGAGAGGUGGAGGAAUGCAAUAACCCCUGCUGCAAUGCCAACAACUGCUCACUGAAGCUGGGUGCUGAGUGUGCCCAUGGCAGCUGCUGCCAGCAGUGCAAGCUGAUGUCUCCAGGAACUCUCUGCAGGGAAAGAUCAGGACUUUGUGACCUCCCAGAAUACUGCACUGGAGAGUCACCAUUUUGCCCCCCCAACUCAUACCAAAUCGAUGGGGCUUCCUGUGAAGGAGGAAAAGCAUAUUGCUACAGUGGCAUGUGUCUCACUUAUAAAGACCAGUGCAUGCAGCUGUGGGGGCCUGGAGCAAGGCCAGCACCAGACACCUGCUUUGAGAAUGUUAAUGCCGCUGGAGACAUCUAUGGGAACUGCGGGAAGGACAUCUAUGGCAACUACAGGAAGUGUGAGAUGAGAGAUGCUAAAUGUGGGAAGAUCCAGUGCCAGAGCUCUGCUUCCAAACCCCUGCAGUCCAAUGCAGUUGCCAUAGACACAACUAUCCACAUGGAGGGGACACGAGUGAGGUGCCGUGGGACCCAUGUGUACAGAUCUGAGAGCGAAGAAAAGGAGAUGCUGGACCCUGGCUUGGUGUUGACGGGAACAAAAUGUGGGAGCCAUCAUGUUUGCUUUGAGGGACACUGCCAGAACACAUCCAUCAUCUUUGAAUCAGAAAGCUGUAACAAGAAGUGCCAUGGGCGUGGAGUCUGCAAUAAUAACAAAAACUGCCACUGCAACCCAGGAUGGGCUCCCCCAUUUUGCAACAAGGAAGGGAUGGGAGGAAGCUUGGACAGUGGCCCCCCAAUGCCGGAAGGCUUUUCAGUGGUAGUGAUAACGCUAGCAAUCCUGGCUCCCCUUCUGCUUCUCACUGGAAUCGUGUUUUUAUUUUGCUAUCUGAAAUGCCAGAAUAAAUUUGUCAUCUGUUCUCUAAAGAAGACCCUGCAGUUCAGCGAUACCUCUGGAAGUGGCCAUGCAAACCCUGCCUUCAAGCUGAAAACCCCUCAGGAGCAAAGGAAGGCUAUUGGCUUCCCUGAAAUCCCAUCACAACCUCCUCCCCAGCAAGCUCCAGGUCUCCGAAUAAAUGCACAGCAGCCACCUGCUUUCUCCACUGGCUCCAGCUGUGGUGUUGGGAAACACAUGGGGCCGGUGCAUCAGGCCACCACAAAGGACAUCGCCAGGCGGAUACCUCCAAGCAGGCCAGCACCUCCUGCUCCCAAACCCCCAGUGUCUCAGGAUAUUUCUAGGCCCCGGCCACCCCAAAGAGCUUUGCCAGCUAACCCCGUCCCUGCCAGACCCAGGACCCGGCCAGGGGAUGGUCCUGCAAUUUCUUUGCCCUUGUCUCACAGAAGAAACCCGGGACAACUCCAGCCAGCAGCAGAGGUAGGAUCUGAGCACAUGGUGACAGAGCACAGCAGCAUCCUCCCACCACCAGGAAAUAAAACUACCCCAAAGGAGAACAUGGGAGUCAGGACGGCUGGAGCAGGGAGCAUCCUUAACGGAUGACACCAGCGCUCCCGCGGGAUCCUGUGAACUGCAGUUUGGGCCCUGCUGGCCCAGGACUUCACAAGGGACUGGAUGGCCUUUGUCACCCAAACCAACGUAUGUGGGCCCCAAACAGUUUCUGAACUCCUCUCCUCUAGUUUUCUAUCCGAUUCAAGAAACUACAGUGAGGCUUGGCAGGGGUAUACCCAGAAACUGUACCAGUACAUGCCAAGCUGAACUCAAUCCACUGCGCUCAUAGCUUUUUCCAUGUAGGGAUGACUUGUGUUUAUGGUAUUUAAAUGUUGUUGUGCAAUAUCCAAUGCAGGGACGGGGGCGAUACGGGCUUCACGUAUUUUUAUCAGUUGUUUAAGUGUUUCCAGGGAGAACGAGCUGAGAGUCCAGGUGCUAGCCCUGAUGGGCUUUUACAUAAGAAACAGGCCUGUUUGCUUCCCUCAGCCCAUCCAAGCAGCUGCAGAAGCAUAUGUUGGUGCUAUACCGAAACCACUGCCUCUUGGGAGAGCAGCACGCAGCCGUCGUUAACUUCUUCAGUUUAUUCUCAGUUUACAGUGACUGACAAGCUGGGCCGCGACAGAGAGCAAGAAAAUCACAGAAAUAUUGCUGGUUGAAAUAACUGGAGUGUCACUAUGGAUUUUGGUUAGCUGUAAUAGAGCAGAUUAAGCAUUUUCCCAGUGUGACCACCUUCAGCAAGAUCUUUGUCCCCCCGGCACUCGGGUGUCUCCCCUCGGUGCUGUAAGACCUAAGAGCACUCCCAGCAUGGCCUGUGAGCGCUCAUCGGUGUCGCUUGGACACAGACACGGUACAACAGAGAAACUCUCGAACCAGGAUACGGAGCAAAUGGCCAGGAGGAGGUUCAGCAAAGUGCUGAAACCUUCUCUGCACAGCAUGGUACUGCCGAUAAUCAGUAGACACUUUGCAUGUAUUUUUUUUUUUUUUUUUUUUGCCUUCAGCCUGUGCUGAGCAGUAAUUCAGCACUGGCUGUUGGCUCUUCAUAUUAUGAGAAACCUACCUUAAAGUUGCCCUAUUGGUAAAACAGAAAUAUUAGUAUGACACAUGGUGCUUUCGUUGGACAGUUUAUUUUCUCCAGGCUUUCUCCUCUAAUGGAGAGAGCUGUCUGUGUGCACUUUAAGCAGCUGAUGGUUCUAACCCCGAGGGCCCACCAUUGUGGGUCUGAUUUUUUUCUCUUAAUGGUUUAGGCUUUUGUAUAUUUUUUCCCCUCAGGAUUUUACAUGAAGACCUUUUGUUAAGCUGAAAUUAUUCUGUUUUCCUUGAAAUUGUUUCCUAGGAGAACACAGGGAGUUCUGGAAGAGGGAUUACAACAACAAUUGUUUUAUGGCUGAUUUAGCAUGGACAGAAAUCUUCAGUGUGAUUGCUGCUGCACAAGUAAGAAAUCAUAAUAUUGGCUUAAAGAAAAAAAAUCUUUUUCUGUUUCCGUAAGCUCUACUCACUCAGAAAAAGUCAGAUAAAUCUUGAGCACUCAGACUAAAUUUGUAGUUAUGUUUAACAGUAAUUCUGUAGGAUGACUUAAACCAAACCAGUUUUUGCAACAUUACUACCUCUUUCUCCACAAGGAAACAGUACACAGGGUGUAUCUUGAAUUUUUGAUUGAUUAUUCAUAAUCUUGAACAUUUUAGACCUUUUAUUACCUUCUAUAGGCCUAGAAAACAAGUCAGCCCAAAUUACUCCUCUCUGAAAUAAGGGAUGGCAAACAAAAGACAUUGAUAUUUUAACCUUUACAUGUCUUUUUCUACAGUUGGAGUCACUGUCCUCAAAGACUCCUGCUGGUCUUGGUGCUUUGAUGCAAUGAUAAAACCAAAGGGUUUGUGCAAGCCCUCCUUGGUCAGGCAUUUUCCUGGCAAAAGGCUGUGAAGGGAAGCUGGUGAGAAGGGAAUUGCUCCUGCAGCCACUUAAACCUUGAGCAUUUUUCCCUCCGGUGCCAUAUUAGCACUCAUUACCAGUUCUCAAUAUCGAGAUCAGUCAACACCUACCUGAGGUGCUGAGAACAGAUCCACCUCAAACUCAAACCACCCAAAUUUGUCAUUCAUUGGGAGUCAGCUAAAGCGCCUGCGUAACAGCAUGUUUUACCACUCACAGGUGGAGGUCUAGUCUUCAUAUCUGCCAGAAGCUGGCCUCAUAUAGCAGUUACCAUAAUACAGAUUAAACCACAGUAACCUUAUCCUGCAUCUAAGCCCUCGCUGACUCCUGAGGACAGCAGCAUAUUUCUGCUACAGCUCCUGAUUUUUAUCCGAUGACCACCAGAAAUCACUAAGAGCCUUUUCACUGCCCUUCAUGUGAGCAUGGCGUCAAGUUUUUCAGAAAUGCUUCCAGACACACAAAGCUCAAAAAACUGGACGUGCUCAAACCCUAAUGGAAAGCUUUAGUACUGGAAUAUCAUAAAGCCUCCAAAAGGUAGUUUUUAGUAAAUCCUUUAAAAUUUUCAUAGGUGUGCACGUUGAGUGAAUGAGAAUAAAGGAACUGGGGGAGGAGUAAGAGAUGACAGAAUGUGAUUUUUUUUUUUUUGAAGAUAAUAUUACGUGGGAGAACAUGUAUAAAAAUACAUCUCACUUUCAUUACAUCCACAUGUUAAUGGUUUACAAUAAUGCUCUCUGUGCAUCUAUGCAAAUACUUGAAGAAUGCAAUUCAUUGUGCCUUUUGCCUACUUUUUAAUAAAUUUAUCACUUGUCAUUAACAAA
Messenger RNA from Dromaius novaehollandiae (emu), 5532 nucleotides. It is a transcript of the gene ADAM19, whose product is annotated as ADAM metallopeptidase domain 19. Lineage: Eukaryota; Metazoa; Chordata; Aves; Casuariiformes; Dromaiidae. The record is from RefSeq and is a predicted model, not a curated record. Bases 83 to 2842 code for a protein of 919 amino acids. The transcript has 23 exons. Gene Ontology annotation, molecular function: metalloendopeptidase activity. Gene Ontology annotation, biological process: membrane protein ectodomain proteolysis.